Molecule: messenger RNA, 1358 nt
Organism: [Torrubiella] hemipterigena
Lineage: Eukaryota; Fungi; Ascomycota; Sordariomycetes; Hypocreales; Clavicipitaceae
Source: the annotation of a GenBank genome assembly
ACGGCUAUCCCCGCCAGCCGACUUUGCCGUCUCCAGCGCCAUGGAAUAAAUGAGGCUCUGUCCAAUUUACCCGAUGAGAGAGAAAAUAGUAAAUAAAUACUGCUUAUGACCCCAAAUGUCUCUCCAAGAUUUCAACGGAUAGUAAAGAACUAGAAAUUUGCACGGGAUUGAUAAACGACAUGCACCUGGGAUUCAGCUUUUUCGCAGCCCAUGUAGCCGCGUCGUCGCUGCUAGUAGGCAAUCUCACCAGCACCAAUUGCGCCGAUGUUUCUGCUUUCCAGCAGUGCCAAAACAAUGCUAUUGAGAAGAGUAAUGCUUGCUUUUCGAAAGCUGGCGGCAGUGUCGAAGCCCAACAAGGAUGCGCUUGCGAAACGUACAUCAUGAACUACAAUUGCUACGCAACAUCCUGCUGGAACCGUGUCUGGGAAUGCGAGUACCAGUCCUAUAUUAUUUCCUACCUUCUCUACUGCCCGACAGCGAAACUUCCAGUCCCGUAUUUUCCGAUACCCGACGGUGCGCAGGACGCAUGCUCCUGCAACUUUGGCAAGAUAUAUCAAGCCAUCACGGAUAGUGUGAACCAAGGCGCGACUUGCAUGAAGAAUGUCAACUCGCAAGGACUCAAUCCGCUUAAGUUGGCGGCUUGCGGGUGCUGCGAGAUAAGUGGCAUGCAAUCAAGCAUCUGGGAGACUUGCCCGGAUGUUGACCCAUCACUGGCUGGGAUGCAAUAUGUUUCAAGAUUCGAGACAAACCUGGACAUCCAAUUUAGCGAGUGCUCGCCUAUGACGAAAAUCAACUGCGCCUCUGAUCUCGGCUUCUCACUGGCUGGUGUCAGCACAUAUUACGCCCCGAAUCAGUUCCCAGCAAGUGGUACUGCUAGUCCUACCAAUAAACCAGGUUCAGUAACAACCCCAGCGAGCGGCUCUGUUUUCACUUACACAAAUGGCGGCGACAAGGUAGCGUACACGAUUACCGCGGCUCCAUUCGUUGCGAAGGAUGGAUCAGGUGGCUCCGGGGCACAGACGACGGCAAGCAAAAAGAACGCUGCGAAACAAUUGAGAUCCAGAUAUUGGCCUGCUGUAGGCUUAAGUUUGUUUUCCUUGCUUCUAUAAUUAGAAAAGAGUAGAAAAGUUGGCUCACUUUCAUUCCACAGGUUCAAUUGAAGUGAGGGAGACGCAAGAAAAGUCAAUUAAGGCGAAAUACAUCUAUCCAAGGCAUAUUGGUUACAUUAAACGCUUAGAAGUAUAAACAAAUCUGAAGAUGCCUACUACUUCUCCCUCUUCAGCCAUCAGACAUAGCAUUUAUUGUACACCAGACAUAAUAGCUAGCAACUGCAUUAAUAAUCAAAAUUAUUGGGCGCU